UAUGGGUCAAAGGUGGAUGGCGAAGGCCGUGGCAAGUAAAGCCUGGGCCAGACAACACCAGUCAUGUCUUUGAUAAUUAUUAUUCUACAUUCAAUUUUUUUAUUACAUUUUUUUAUUGUAAGUAGUAAGUGAUUUUAUUAUUAUUUCAAAGGGAAAUUUAAGUUGGUGUGUUAUGAUUUUUUUCUCAGAAUAUUUUGACAUACAGGCUAUCACAAAAAAUACCAGGGAUAAUAUAUUUUUUUUCUUAGAAUUAAUAUUAUGUUAAACCUUUAAAUUGCAUGUUCUAUUUUAAAGUAAAAGUAACUUUUAAUCAAGCAGCAGCUUUAAUCGUUUCUUCCUCGAUGGCUUCAUUAACGGAACUUUACUGACACCUGGCGGUGGAGAUGUGAAUCACUCCUGUGUUUGUUUACAGGAGGAAGCGGCUCUCGUCUCUUGUCUGCAGGUCGAGUUUAAGCACAGGAUGGACUCGAGUGGAAAACCCUCCACAGCACAGAUAGUGGUUUUAGCCACUAGCUCCGCCUUGACCGCCAUCUUCUACUCCAUUUACAGAAACAGAGCGAAAGCUGUCGCCAGUUUACAGGAAGCUAAAAAAGUCUCCAUCGAUCAGGACUUGAAAAACAUCUUGUCGGAAACUCCUGGAAGAUGCGUCCCAUACGCCGUCAUUGAAGGGGUGGUUCGGUCUGUGAAGGACACGCUGAGCAGCCAGUUUGUGGAGAACUGUAAAGGCGUGGUGGAGAGGCUGACGCUGAAGGAGGAAAAGAUGGUGUGGAAUCGCACCACACACCUGUGGAACAGCACGGAAAAGGUCAUCCACCAGCGGACCAACACGGUUCCUUUUGCGCUCGGGUCUCACGAUGAAGACAUCAGCACCACCGUCCGGGUCAUUCGUCCCUUAGACGCUGCAGAGUUGGACUUGGAGACGACCUACGAGAACUUCCAUCCCUCAGCUCAGUCUCUGUCCACCGUCAUCGGUCACUUCAUCAGCGGGGAGCGGCCCAAGGGCAUCCACGAGACGGAGGAGAUGCUGCGCGUGGGGGACAGUGUGACUGCAGUGGGGGAGCUGGUCCUAGAUAACAACCUGAUCAAGCUCCAACCCCCCAAAGCGGGUCUCUGCUACUUCCUCACUCGGACGGACUUCGAGUCUCUCCUGAGAAAGCAGGUGAACGGCGUCCGUCUGUGGAGGAUUCUGACCGUGGUGUUCGGGCUGGCUGCCUGCUCCACGCUCCUCUUCGUGCUGUGGAGGCGAUACGUGCACAGCAGGCAGAGCAGGAAGGAGAGGAGCAUGCUGGAGGAGUUCAAGGAGCAGCAGCGGAGGAGGAUGCGUGAACUCAACCUGGAGGAAAGCAGCGUGUCUCCGUCCAGCUGCACCGUGUGUCUGAGCCGCCAGCGCUCCUGUGUCUUUCUAGAAUGUGGUCAUGUGUGCGCCUGUGCCGAGUGCUACGAGAGUCUGACCGAGCCAAAGAAGUGUCCCAUCUGCAGGGCGCCCAUCGAGAGGGUGGUGCCUCUUUACACCAGUUAGUCUGUAGUGUGUUUCUUUGUGUGCUGGGGAAUCGUUGAAUCUUAAGAAAUGGUCAAUAAACUUGUAGCGUUGA
This is a messenger RNA of Oryzias melastigma (Indian medaka), 1592 nucleotides long. RefSeq names its product mitochondrial E3 ubiquitin protein ligase 1b (gene mul1). Bases 461 to 1519 code for a protein of 352 amino acids. Lineage: Eukaryota; Metazoa; Chordata; Actinopteri; Beloniformes; Adrianichthyidae. Gene Ontology annotation, biological process: organelle organization; protein ubiquitination. The transcript has 5 exons. Gene Ontology annotation, molecular function: ubiquitin-protein transferase activity. Gene Ontology annotation, cellular component: mitochondrion. The record is from RefSeq and is a predicted model, not a curated record.